AUGAAAAUUCUGAAACCCCUGACACUGAUAAAAAAUCUUCAGAACAAAACAAAAUAUAGGUGUUGCACUAUCAGUUGAAUCUCUGGGAACCAGGGUGAAACUCGAACCGAAUGAAACUUUUCGUGUGAAUUCAUCUUUGAUUGACAUGCAAGUAGAACAGCACUCCAUUUCUGAAAAAAAUGCUGGAAACGUUGACUUUACUCUGGGAGAAAUUAAAGCCUCUUUGCCAGAAGAAGCAAUUGAACAAGGAUCGUCACAAAAUUCUGCGGAAUCUAUCCCAGUAUCAUUUACUGUUUUCAAGAACGCAGACUUUUUUCAAAAUGACAAGGAUGUCGUUAUAGACAAGGUGUUUUCUUCGAGUGUUGCAAACACAAAAGUUGAAAACUUGGCCAAACCUCUAUGGUUUCAAAUGCCGGAAAUUGAUUCAAGGAGCAAUAAUAGCCGACAAGUCAAAUCAAUCAAAUGUGCUUUCUUCGACGUGAACAAAAAUGAAUGGAAUUCUGAUGGAUGUUCGUAUGUUCCGGGAUCAAAUCCACCUAAUUGUACUUGUAAUCACUUGACUUGCUUUGCUGUACUUGUGAAAACUAACAAAUUAUCGGAUCCCUACGCUCUCGAAAUCUUUGGACAAGUCGGAUGCGCACUUUCAGUAAUUGGACUCAUUCUAAUGCUGGCUUGUAAUUUAUAUUUUCGGUCUUUAAGAAAAAUGCUGACAACUCAAAUACACACCAACCUUGGAUUCAGUCUUCUUGUUGUAUACAUCACAUUCUUAAUUGGAAUAGAAAGAAUUGAAAAAAGAAAUCAAUGCAUAGCAAUAGCAGCAAUUUUACAAUUUUCUUUGCUUUCCACUUGGGGUUGGAUGACUGUGGAAUGCGCCACAAUGUACAAAAAACUUGUGUCUGUGUUCGGCUCUACAGGACCAUAUUAUAUCGUAAAAGCGGCAAUUAUAGUAUAUACGUGUUCUGCUCUAAUCGUUGUGAUCAAUGUUGUAGUCACAAUUGGCUGGUACGAUAAUACAACAUCAAGUGGCUGGGUUUCGCUGGAAAAUGGAGUUGCCAUAUCCAAUCCAUCGUCUUACAUUAGUGAUCGCUUAUGUUGGCUUCACGAAUAUUCUUUGAUAUUUGGUUUUCUGGUUCCUAUUGGGAUCGCCUUUGUUGUUAAUAUCCUGGGAUUUAUUGCUAUAACAAAAGCAAUUACUUGUGAUCGAAAACAGAUCCAGUCAAGUUCGUCGCAAAACAAAACUAUGGCUGAAGAAAUCAAAACAUAUUUAGUGCGAGCUGUAAUAUUGAUGUUGAUACUCGGACUGACUUGGUUAUUUGCUAUUCCAUUAGCAAUAUCAGAUGAUGUUACCACAAAUAUUGUUUUUGGUUGGCUUUUCUCAAUCACAAAUGCGCUACAGGGUUUCUUUUUGUUUUUUCUCUUUUGUAUUCGACGAAAAGACGUCCGUGACUUGUGGAUUAAAGAACUAACAAAACCUUUCAAAAAACAAACGCAAGAAACGUUGUCGACUACUGCCGGAAUGAGGACGGAAAGAUCACCAGUACAUAAUACAAGAAACAGACAAAAAGAUUUUGCGACAGGAAAUUUGAAAACAGAAAGCAGCAAAAGUGAAGGGCAACACUUGCAAACUUCUAUGUAGUAAAUUUACUAUGUCAUCUGCAGCCAUAUAUACAAGCCAGGAAACGCAUCAAUCUACAAUGGUUUCAAAAUCGAUUCCAACUUCCUUACACUUUUGCUGUAGUAGUAUGCAUUAUUUCGUUAUUCGGACCAUCGAAAAAGAUGUCAUCGACGUCGUAUUGCGUAAUUCCUAUUUCAUUUUGUGAGAACUGACAAACAACAGUAGUUGAGUGAAAUAAAAUAGCCAGCCAGAGUGUACAAAGCCUUUAAAUAAGAUGUGAAAAAUGUGUUGUGUAUGAGAUCAGUAUUUCUCAAAUUGUGUUGGUGGUAGUACGUGUAAUUUAGGUUUUAAAAAACUUGAAUCUUCAAGAAGGUUUGAAAAUGAAAAAUAGUUUGAGCUUUUCUUAAAAAAAAUGGCAAUAGUUGUUAAUAAAGCUGGCGUUUUGCGUUAUAAAUAAUAAAACACCAAUUAGAUGUCAUCUACUCGCUAAGCUGUUCUAUAGUCGAAGGUAACCUUCCGAUUAAAAAACUUUAGCAUCUCUUUUAAGAAAUGAAUUGCUCAGUCAGUUCAUAUAAAAUCGUCACAAAGCUUGCAAUAGCGUAUUUAUUCCGGGAAAUGUUCUACGAUUAUGUACCUGCUAUGCUAAAUCAAAUUUCUCACGUCCUAUAAAUUUCAAGUUGUCGUGAAUCAGCGAUUAUUUGAAAUCGUUAGCUAUCGAAACGAACGCCUCUUACUGAA
Molecule: messenger RNA, 2353 nt
Organism: Styela clava
Lineage: Eukaryota; Metazoa; Chordata; Ascidiacea; Stolidobranchia; Styelidae
Source: RefSeq, a predicted model, not a curated record